Pantherophis guttatus is the source of this 5587-nucleotide messenger RNA. RefSeq names its product bone morphogenetic protein 15 (gene BMP15). Gene Ontology annotation, cellular component: extracellular region. Gene Ontology annotation, molecular function: growth factor activity; cytokine activity. Lineage: Eukaryota; Metazoa; Chordata; Lepidosauria; Squamata; Colubridae. The record is from RefSeq and is a predicted model, not a curated record.
CUCAGAGAACACCACAGUCCUGGGCAUUGGCAAGCAGGGAAAGUCUCCAGAUUUGUGUGGAGGAGGAGGAAAUAUGCUGUCAAUUGCAAAGUCUCCAGUCCCCUUCAGUGCAAGAGGGCCUGGGACUGCAGGGGGGGGGGCUUGGGCAGUGCCCAGAUUGGCUCCAUCCUGGAAUUGCUUUCUACAAGCAUCAGGCAUCGUUUGUGUACAACCCAGUGGUGAAAUCCAAAUUUUUUUACCACCGGUUCUGUGGGUGUGGCUUGGUGGGCCUGUCGGGAAGGAUAUUGCAAAAUCUCCAUUCUGACCCCACUCUAGGGCCAGCCAGAGGUGGUAUUUGCUGGUUUUUUGAACUAUUCAAAAUUUCCGCUACCAGUUCUCCAGCACCUGUCAGAACCUGCUGGAUUUCACCCCUGCUGCCAGGCCUAAAGCUGCCCUCCUCCUGCAGGCUGCUUUAGCUCCUCUUCCCAAGGGUGAGAAAGCCCUUUAUCCAGCAUGUCAGGGUGGGGAAGAGAAUUCAUCAGCUGGGGGUGCAAGGCAGCAGGCAGCGUGCAGAGGGAGCCAAGCCACCAUUUUGGGCCAUUUUGCUUUGGCUCGUGUGAGCAGAGCCCUUAUAGCUGGCCCUCUCUCAGCCCGGCAGAGAGAGCCUUUCCUCAGGCUGGCUGCUCCAGUGGUGGAAUUCAGGUUUUUUUACUACCGGCUCUGUGGGCGUGGCUUGGUGGGCAUGGCAGGGGAAGGAUACUGCAAAAUCUCCAUUCCCACCCCACUCUGGGACCAGCCAGAGGUGGUAUUUGCCAAUUUCUCCGAACUACUCAAAAUCUCCUAUACCGGUUCUCCAGAACCUGCUGGAUUUCACCCCUGGGCUGCUCCCUUGGAGAACUCAUCCAGGGCAUUGGAUGGCCUGGGGAAGGUCAGCCUGAGCUGAUGGCUGUGGUCAAAAUCCGGGGGAGGGAGAGAAGAGAAUCUUGCCAAAACUGGUAAUUUUCACACGCUCUGCUGUGACCAAUUUGAGCUGAUCUUUAGGGGUCCCAAAGACUUUGUGGGCUGCAACGAUUGAGCGUUUCUCGGCUGACCUAUGGAGAAUCUGGAGUGGUCAUUUUCAGGCAUGUAAUUGACUUCAUGCCUACAUCAGAGGCAUGAAGUUUGUCUAUGUACAUAAGAGGUUUAGACACAAACUUGAGAGCAAGUUUCUGGAUUGUUGUUUGUGCUGGGAAAGAGCUUGGCUGAGCACCAGAAAUUUCCCCUCCUUGCAGAACCCAUUGGUAAGUUGGCAAGGAUGUGCUUUUUUGUCAGGGGUCUCCAACCUUGGCAGCUUUAAGACUUGUGGAUUAAACACGAAGUUUACAAAAUGACUGAAAAGCCCAGAACCCUGGACUUUGGAGUUCCUCUGGCAUCCAGAGAUUCAAUGGUGGGGAGGAAAUCCCUUUCUGCUGCCCCAGCAGAACUGACGAGCUGCUUCUGGCUGCCGAAUCCCCUUGGCUGCCCUCACCUGGUGGGGUGCCUCCGCUCCCCCUGCUCUCUGCCAUGAAUUCUUUCUCUGGGCAACCCUUGCUCAAAUGUCUCCCCUGCUUUGGCCCAGGGCUCUUCAGAGCCACCCCAAGGCACUUGAAGAAAGAGGGCCCUGCUACCCCUGAAAGGAGACAGUUCUGGGCCGCUGUAGAAGACAGAUGCCCAAGCUCUGGACCCAGACAGCUGCUCCAGUCGGGAAUGGAGGCUCUCUAGCUCAGCCUGCCCCCCUCUCGAAUUUUGGGUCCAGCCUAAAGGCGGAAAGACACUCCCUGCCUGGGAAUGCAAUGCUGGUGCCAGGGGUAGAAGGGGCGGGAAGGGCUGUGCCAUUGGAGCCGAGGGGGAGAGGCUCCAUUCUGCCUUCGAAGGGCCAAAGGAGAGGAGAGAUGGUGGCUCCCAAAGGCCCUGAAACCAUUCUACUGAUGCUUUUACCCUGGUGGGUCUGAUCCUCCCCUGGAGUUUAUUCUGCCCUGCUUUUAUGUUCCUUGUUCAAUGCAUUCGGCUAGGAUUGUUUAUUUUGUUUAUAACUUUGAUUUUAUACCUUUGAAAGGUACAAAGGCCUAAAUAAAUAACGAAUUAUUGUUGUCAGUGGUUUGUACAGGAUAGAUUUUAAUCACCUUGUAGAAGCCAAUGUUGAAAACAAGCCACGGAAGGUGAGCCACUUCACUCAGGUUUAUAUAUACACAAAACACACAAAAGUGCCACAUUCACCAAGCCAGUAAAAACACUUUGCACAAAACGAUAAAGGCUUAAUUUUUUUCCCCCGGCAUCGUGUCUUGGGGAUCAAAGUGUGCUUAGCUGAAGCUGCAGAAGGUGGGAAAGGAUGGAGAGCAAAGAGGCGGGCUAGCACAAAAUAAUUUUGCCUGCCUUUCCAAUAAGAAAGAUAAAUAGAAGCCUGGCAGGCUUGACCAAAGGGCAGAGAUUCCAGGCAGCUGGGCCUCUUCAGUGGAGUCAGCCCGGCUGCAUGCAAACCAGGCCUCCUUCCUGCAUCUGCAUCCUUCAGUGCUGGCCUGGAGCCAUGAGCGCCAGCAAAGGCAGCCCUGGGAAGACGCGGGUCCCGUUCUUUUGUGGGUCAGGAAGGCCGAGGGCGUCGUUUUAAGCUGAUGUCGUCACAACGGUCCGCCACAAGGGGGAGCAGGAAACAGCUCGAGUAACGGGGGUGGCUUUCCAGAUGUGCCUGGACUCCAAAUCCCAGAGUUCCCGGUGGGCAGCGGAACAUAACUUCCCAUUCCUGCUGUGGUCUGGAGGCGAGAGUAAGGCGCUGAUGGACAACCCGCCUUCCCAAAGGCUUGACUCGGCGGUAGGAUGGCUUCCGCGGCAGAAGGGCCGGCCUUUUUCUCGAAGGGAAACGCCGUCGAGCAAAGGAGUGGGCUGAGCCCCCGGCGCCUCGGCCGCCCAGCCCGCAGGCAGGAGCCCCCGGCCCUUUAAGGGGGAGCGAGGCCCGCCUUUAAACGGAGCCGGCGCGCUGCUUCUUCGCCUGGCGCAGCUUUCUUGGCCCGCUGGCCUGGCCGUGGCUGCUCGGGGAGCCUAGCAUGGGAGUGCGGGGGUGAGGCUCGCCCGCAUCCCUGCUUUCCCCCCCGGGGGGCGAUGCUCCCGUUGGGCUCCCCGGCUCCUUCCUUGUGACCCCGCGCUUCAGCGCAGCCGGAGGGCCGCCAUGACGGGGCUGCGGCCGUGGAGCGUUGCUCUCCUCCUGGCCCUGCUGGGCCCCCUGGCGCAGGCUCCGGAAGGCGCGGGGGAAGCGGCGGAGGCAGAAGGGGCCCCUUCCCUGCCGCUGAUGCAAAUGCUCCUGAGCCAGGCGCCCCCGCGAUCCUGGCUCCCCGGGGGAAGCCGGAGGCGAGCCAGCGGACAGCCGCUGCGCUACAUGCGGAACCUCUACCGGAGCGUGGCGGACCGGCACGGCCGGCCCCGCAGGGACGAACGGCUCUCCAGCAACACCAUCCGCCUGGUCCGGCCCUCGGCCAAGGCCCGCCAGGCUGGGGCAGCAGGCCCCUGGUUCAUCUGGGCCCUUGACUACCGCCUGGAAGUGCAAACGCCAGCCCAGCGCCUGGUCAGAGCUGUUGCUGUCUACGUUCAGCGUCCAUCCUCGCCUCACGGCCCCCUCUGGUGUACAGCCACCCCACUCCCUGGUGGAAGCGCCCUGCCACAGGUGGCGGUCAGCCCGGCUUUGCUGAAGAAUUCCACCACCACAUCUGCUGCGGACAGCUGGGUGGAGCUGGACCUCUCCUCGCACCUCCAGCCGUGGUCCUGGACUGCCCAGAAUAGCCACCUGCUCCGCCUGCAUCACGCCUGCGCCUUUCUGGAAUGGGCCUGGGGCUCUCCCCGUGGGCCUGGUGAGAGAAGCCCCCCCUCCCUGGAGGAUCCCUUCUUGCUGCUCUACCUCAAUGACACUUGGAAACCCCUCCGGGCUCCCGUGGGAGGGGAGCUCCGCCAGAGCUCUGCCCGUGUCCACAGGAUGCGCCGAGCUGAGAAACUGGACCUGGAUCUGCCCCGCUACAGCCGCCGCCGCCCUGGCACCAAGCAGAACGAGUGUGCCCUCUACCCCUUCCGUGUGACCUUUCGCCAGCUGGGCUGGGACCAUUGGAUCAUUGCCCCCCACUCAUACCGGCCUCAGUACUGCAAGGGAACGUGCCCCCGGGUCUUGCGCUAUGGCUACAACUCCCCCAACCACGCCAUCGUCCAGAAUCUGAUCAACGAGUUCGUGGACCCGAACAUCCCUCGCCCGUCCUGCGUGCCCUACGAGUACAGCCCUGUGGGCGUCCUCAUGAUUGAGCAGAAUAACAACAUCCUGUUCAAGGUGUAUGAGGACAUGAUCGCCAAGUCCUGCACCUGCCGGUGAGCAGCCUCAUCUCUGGCAACAAGCUGCCUCCUUCCCUGGGCCUCCGCUUGCUCCCACCCACUGCCUCACCGAGAAAGAAUCCAGAUUUUAAGGCAUUUGGCAACUUUUCACUUGGAUCCAAGACCCUUCUUUCUGAGGGGCACAGAGGACUAGCACCUUGGUUGGGCUGUUUUACAAAAGGAUUUUUAUGCACAGGUUGGCAAAUUCUCCUCCUCUUCCUUUUUACUCCUGGAAUGAUUUCACCCUGCCAGAGCUUGGUGGAGGACAGUUGAAGGAAGCGCAGCUGGCACUCCUGGGAAGGGCUGCGGUGAAGCAGGUGGGUCCAUGGGAGGCAGGAGAUGCAAAGAUCGGCUGUCCUGGGGUCGUGCUGAGGCAUGAAGGGUCCCUCCGGUUUCCCUCACCAGCACUUGGUCUCAUUGCCUGCAUAAGCCUCUUGAUGCCGGGGGCCACCGUCCCUUUUGGCCCAGAAGGGUGUAUCCUGUAUCCUGCAGCCCAGCCUGAAAAAAAUGGGUGUGCAGGUGUUCCAGCCAUAGGUUCCCCCCCACAGGCCCUUUUCUCUCCCCCCCCAAGCCAGUGCCCCCUCCUCCAGCAAGAGCUGUGUGGUCUCUGGACUACUCGAACCCCCCUUUUCUGUUCCUGCUGCUUAAGGGGUGCUGCUGUGUGGCCAGUUCUUUGCUCUGCUGCUUCUACCUCUCACGCUGCAAAUAAAGGCACACUCACACCUGUCUGCAACCCCGGGAGAUGUCAAGCAGUGAAUUCCUGAAAGAAUUUGAGAAGAAGACCUUCGGGUGGGGGAAGAGCCCCCUGGAGGUGCUCUGCUCCCUAAGAAGGUUGUUCUGGAAGCAAAGGGGACUUUUAAACCAAGGGAGAAGGUGUUUAGGGGUGUGGCUGCAUCGCAGUGGGUUGGGGCCCUGCCCAGGAGAGAUGGCUUUUGGGGGCUUAGUUGGUUGGGCCUUUCCUGGGAGCUGCCUCCUCCCAUCCUGGGCGUGGUGGAGUCUUGGGUGGGAGAGAGCUCCUGACUUGGCCUUGACCUUCUCAUGCACUGGAUGAUGGAGCAGGCCUCCCCCUCCGCUGGCCCUCCCCACGCUUCCAAGGCCUUGUCCAUAGUUGUCUUUCUCUUCACCCUUACUUGUUUGUACCUGUCGCCUACCUGGCCUGAAAAAACUGAUAACUUGAGAAAACUUUCUAUUUAUUAAAUGGUAUAUUUAAAUGAGAUCCUGCAAUAAAUGUAGUUUCUGUUUUGCUAAA